AUGGAAGAAAACGGUAUUGAACAAAGUGGUUUCAAGGGUUUCGUCUCAAACAGAUUUGGUCGAAUAGUUGAGUUGGCUAAAUUAUACCUUCAAAAUGAAGACAACAUCAAACAAUUUUUUAAUGCUGUAGUAGACGGGCAUUCAUAUAAACUUGUUCUAGCAGUUUCCACAUUCAUUGAUAACGCCUGGUUUAAAUGCUGUACUGAAGUAUAUUCUGCAAUUGGUGACUUGUUAAUAUUUCCCUUAAUGGAUUUAAUUGGAAUUGAUGGUCGCAAGGACGAUGCCCGAAGACGAAGUUGGGAGCAAGUUCGAGUUUUCUUUCAAAGCCAAUUACAAAGUCUGGAGUUGCAUCAGAAGAAUCUCUCCAGAGCCGAAACUGGAAAAGGUAGAUUGAUUGGAGCCGUGAUAAAUGAAAUAAUUGAAAUGCUGCAGCGCCAGUUGUAUGAAAUGGACUUUCUCAAACCAAAAGCAGAAGCAAAUGAAUUACUGUUGAUUCCAGACCUGGACAAAUUAAAAUAUGCACCAUUAACUAAUCUUAGAUGUGAAUCACAACUGGGGAAAUUUGAUAACAGAAUUAGAUUUGCUGGUGGAAUGACAACAAUAACCACUCAUUCUAGAAUGAAUAUUGUUUCUUCUAAUGGUCUUUUGUGUAAUCCGCAAUUUGUUGAUCUAGUGGAUAAAGACAAGAAAAUCAGAUGGAAAUGGGGAUCAGAAACUGCCCAGAAGGUAAAACAGCUGGAGGAGGAGUUUCUAUCUACUGUAAGAGCAAGCAAGGAUAUGGCAUUAAAGAAGAAAGAAGAAUUGAAAUUAAAAAAGAAUAUCAAAAUACUACAGGUUCUUGAAAAAGCAAUGCAUGAUAUUGAUGACAUUGAAGACAAUGAUUUAAGUUAUCAAGAUUCAUCAAAAUCAACUGCUGUCAACCCAGCGAAUUCUAAGUUAUUGAAGAAUGAUCCUGCUAUGUUCCAUCAAGUAAGGAUUCGUGAAGGUUACAGGUGCAUGAAUGAGCAGCUGAUGAGGUGUAUGGUCCAUUGCCUAGCUUCGUAUAAAGUCACCACAAAUGACUUAUAUGGUAUAACUGUUGCAGUAGCUAAUACAGUUUUUGGUCAACAGUGGCAGGUUUCAAAAACAAAUUCUGAUGAUCAAGAUAUUGGAGAAUUUGAUGAUGGUGAUGACGUUGAUGAUGAUAAAUUGGAUAAUCCUGUGGAUAAAGACAAGAAAAUCAGAUGGAAAUGGGGAUCAGAAACUGCCCAGAAGGUAAAACAGCUGGAGGAGGAGUUUCUAUCUACUGUAAGAGCAAGCAAGGAUAUGGCAUUAAAGAAGAAAGAAGAAUUGAAAUUAAAAAAGAAUAUCAAAAUACUACAGGUUCUUGAAACUUGCAAAAGACACGGUGGGCCAGUAACAUCUUCAACUAUACCACUUCUGGAAAGAUUGGAUCAGAGAGAGUUAUUGAAAGAAAUUUUUUAUUUGAGGAAUAUAGUAGCACCUGAUAUUAGACAGAAAAAACGAGUGAAAUGUGACACGGGCAAUUUUACGUAUGAAACGUUUUCCGAGAAAGAAUUGCGUCAGAUAAUAAAAUGUACUGUAUCACCAGAGUUUCGAGGUUCUUGCGAUGUUGAGUCACUUCUGUUGCAAUUGUUAAAAUAA
This is a messenger RNA of Lottia gigantea (owl limpet), 1644 nucleotides long. RefSeq lists its product as hypothetical. The transcript is spliced from 2 exons. The record is from RefSeq and is a predicted model, not a curated record. The coding region runs from base 1 to 1644 and encodes 547 amino acids. NCBI's taxonomy places the organism in Eukaryota, Metazoa, Mollusca, Gastropoda, Lottiidae.